Molecule: messenger RNA, 777 nt
Organism: Trichomonas vaginalis G3
Lineage: Eukaryota; Parabasalia; Trichomonadida; Trichomonadidae
Exons: 1
Coding region: 1-777 (258 amino acids)
Source: RefSeq, a predicted model, not a curated record
AUGAAAAAAGCAGCACCGAAAAGAGAUGCAAAGGUAGCAGAUACAAUGAUUAAAAAUGGUGUUCCUAAUCAUUCAAAAUGUCUAUUUCUUGCUCUUAUUGCUCUUGCAGCAAAAGAAGAACAUUCCGAAGUAUUGAAAUCAAAUUUAAAAAUCGAAAACAAAGAAACACAUAAAAUAGCAGCAAAAUUAGUAUAUGAUUACUUAAAACGCAUUAACGCUAGAAUUACUUUACAAUUAGUUCAAACGGAUGGUGAUUUACAUUAUUUUUCAACAGCAAAUAAGCAAUCAAUUGAAUGUUUAGAGUUAUUACCUAAUAAGCCGCCUAUUCAAAAGUUAAUUCGUAUGAGAUAUGCUCAAGUUCGAAAGAUUGAAAGUGAUGAUGAGACUCAUGGAUGGUUUGAUAUCGAAUCUGAACUUAGCAAUACAAUUACAAUGGAGCCAAAUAGUGGUUCUACGUUUGAUAUAGACACUUUAGCUUAUCGUGAAAGAGAUAUCGAUGCAGAGCCAGUAUUUGCAAAUGAAUCUAGAAGAAUUCAUCCAGCUCAGAAUUUUACAAUUCCAGAAAGUGUUCAAGCAGCCAAUUACGCAAAAGAUAAGAAAUCAUUUAAAUCUAAAAUGUCUGCUCGCUCUAUUCGUGAUGCUUUAUCACAACCAGUACAAUUAGUUGGUGAUAAAAACCAAACGACUGUUUCAUAUGAAGAUAGUAGUAGUUCUGGACGAAUUGUUCCAUCUGUAGGUUCAGGCCGAAGAGGAAGGCGAUCCGAAAAUAAUAAAUAA